Meloidogyne enterolobii is the source of this 588-nucleotide messenger RNA. NCBI's taxonomy places the organism in Eukaryota, Metazoa, Nematoda, Chromadorea, Rhabditida, Meloidogynidae. The record is from the annotation of a GenBank genome assembly.
AUGUUCCUUCUAGUUCAACUGCUACAUCUGGAUCUGAGAAAGAUUACCAGAUUCUACGAGUCGACUGAUACAGAUGCUUUCUUCAAAAAGGCAAAUCUUUUGGACCCUAAGAAACACAAAAAGAUUGAAGGAAAGUCUGACUUUUGCAAGAUUUGCUGCGAGAAAAAUCGCUUGAUUGGUUUACUUUGUAAUCAUUUAUUUUGUAGCGAGUGCUGGUCAAAUUAUCUUUCUAGCAAAGUUAAUAAACUUAUUAAAUGGUGCCCUGCUAUUGAAUGUGGUCGAGCAGUUAAAGUUCCUCAUGCAGAAUGCCGCCGUAUUGUUUGCCAUUGUGGUUUUAUUUUCUGCUUCCAAUGCCUUCAGCAAUGGCAUAAACCAGUAACGUGUGAUGUUCUCAGACGUUGGUUAAAGAAAUGUACUGAUGAUAGCGAGACAUCAAAUUGGUUGAAUGCCAACACAAAAGACUGCCCGAAAUGCCAGGUUACUAUCGAGAAAGACGGUGGAUGUAAUCAUAUGACCUGCAAAAACCUUUCUUGCAAAUUCGAAUUUUGUUGGAUGUGCCUUGGUCCAUGGUCACCUCAUGGUUUAUGA